AAUCUUGAAAAUGCCCGUAAAAUCUAUUUCUGUCUUGUGUAUCUAAAUGUUGGUUAUGUCUUAGCAAAGACCAUCGAGGACUCUAUAGCAGUGGAGCUCGAUACAGGUUUUGAAGAGAAGGUGCCACCAAGAAAUGCUGGAUGAGGCGGAGGAUGAUCUUUAAGUUUGGUCUGACUGUCAUUAUUGUGAUCGCUGUUUGUAUGUUCUAUUUGAUUCAUCAGCAAAAUGAUGAACUUAGCCCAGAACAGCCCUCAGAAAAUGACAGCAUUGUUGGAAAUCAGUCAGGAAGAACUGAAGAGAUUAGUGCUGAAGAAAAAUUAAGAAAGGCUGAACUAGAAAAGAAAGCGAAAAGAUGGAGAGAGAGUAUCCACCUUUCCAUUGUUGUAUGUGGUGACCGUGGGAACGAAUCCAUCAUUCUCAUCAAGUCUGCCAUCCUCUUCACCAAAAUGUACAUCAUCGUCCACAUCUUCGCUGAAGAUGACUUACAUUCCUCACUGCAGCAACAGCUUACAUCAUGGCCAAGUAAAGCUAAAACCAAAUUUGAAUAUCACUUAUAUGGUAUAACCUUCCCCGACUCAAAUAAUGAGUGGAAGAAGCUUUUUAAACCUUGUGCCUCUCAACGACUUUUCAUUCCAUCUCUAUUAACCAAUGUGGAUUCUGUGCUGUAUGUUGAUACAGACAUUUUAUUUCUGUCUCCACUGGAGGAAAUCUGGUUUCAUUUUACCCGGUUCAACAGUACCCAGCUGGUUGCCUUGGCUCCAGAGAGUGAAGACAGGCAAACUGGCUGGUACAAUAGAUUUGCUAGGCACCCAUAUUUUGGAGAAUUAGGGGUCAAUUCCGGUGUGAUGUUGAUGAAUUUAACAAGGCUUCGAAACUCUACUUGGCUUCCAUCUAUUGUGAAUUAUUACAAAGAGUACAAACUAAAAAUAACCUGGGGGGAUCAGGAUCUCAUCAACAUCUACUUUCACUUUCAUCCAGAUGAGCUCUAUGUUUAUCCAUGUGAAUGGAACUAUAGACCUGACCACUGUAUGUAUAUGAGUGUGUGUAGGGGUGCAGAACGAAGUGGGGCAUAUGUGCUUCAUGGUAAUCGACGAGCAAUGCAAAAUGAUAAACAACCUGCAUUCAAAGCUGCUUAUUCAGCAUUUAAAGAAUAUGACUUCCAUCAGAAAAUGAAGACGUUCCUCCUGCCUCCUCUCCAGGAGAAACUCGAGGCUACAGCUAAGACUCCGUGUGGACGUGUCAGACAUAUAUUUUCAACCAGAGUUGCUCAAUUUGUUAAUCAUGCCGAAAAAUGACUAACUUGACUUGUGAAAAAAGGAAUGCAAAGCUGGUAUCAUAGAUUUUUAAAAUUUUGCAAAAGAUUCAAGAUGAUAGGUUUCCCUUUCAAUGGUAUACAUAUACAUGUAUAUAUAACAUUAAUAUGUGGAAUUUGGAGGUAGUUUCAAGAUCAACUAUGAUUUGUCCUCAUUGUAUUUUUUCUUUGUAGCACAAUAAUGUAGCCCUCUCCCUUUUUUGUUUUCUUUCUUGGUCAGAAAGCCCUCUCCUAAAAAAUAUCAGAUAAAAAAAAUAGAGAAGACUACAUUAUUGCAGCUAUUUCUUUUUGGGGGGAGGGGGGUUAUGUCAAAUAAUCAAUGUAAUACAAUGAGGGAUUAUUUCUUGUUCAGACCACAAUCUUGACUUUCUUUAUAAAAUAUCAGUUAGAUCUGACUUACUGUGAAAAUUUGUACUGUCUCCUGCAGAAUACCUGGUAUUCGCUGAUAAUGAUUCAGUCUUAUAUCUGAAUGUGAUAUUCUUUUAUAGACAGAUAACUUGAUUUUAUUUGUUUUGUCUCUGAAAUAUAGUGUUCAUUUCAUUUACUGUUACUAGCAUAUCAUUUACAUUUUGCUUGACUGAUUUUGUUACACAGUAAAGCUGUAUUUAUUUGCAAGAUGUAAAAAUUAUCACGCAUUUUGUCUUGCCUGAAAGUAAUAC
Saccostrea echinata is the source of this 1971-nucleotide messenger RNA. RefSeq names its product glucoside xylosyltransferase 2-like. Lineage: Eukaryota; Metazoa; Mollusca; Bivalvia; Ostreida; Ostreidae. Gene Ontology annotation, molecular function: UDP-xylosyltransferase activity. Gene Ontology annotation, biological process: protein O-linked glycosylation via N-acetylgalactosamine. The record is from RefSeq and is a predicted model, not a curated record. The transcript is spliced from 8 exons. The coding region runs from base 141 to 1295 and encodes 384 amino acids.